This is a messenger RNA of Monosiga brevicollis MX1, 1368 nucleotides long. RefSeq lists its product as uncharacterized. Gene Ontology annotation, molecular function: NAD(P)H dehydrogenase (quinone) activity. The record is from RefSeq and is a predicted model, not a curated record. Bases 1 to 1368 code for a protein of 455 amino acids. The transcript has 15 exons. NCBI's taxonomy places the organism in Eukaryota, Choanoflagellata, Craspedida, Salpingoecidae. Gene Ontology annotation, biological process: aerobic electron transport chain.
AUGGGGGGCGCCGCUGGCGGACGGUGGUGUUGGUGGGCGGCGGUCACUGCCACAUCCAGUGUGGGGGUUGAUGGCUUGAUGGAUCUGGUGGAGCAAAGCUCAAUGGGUAUUGAGUCUCCGACGACAACAGCCUAUUAUUCGGGCAUGAUUCCGGGCUUGAUCGCGGGACACUACGCCGAGGCAGCCUGUCGGGUUGAUUUGGCACUCUUGUGCCACCGGUACAAAUGGACGCUCAUUGUCGGCACCGUCACGGGUAUGGACGUGAGCGCACAAACCAUCACAUACCAAGAUGGUCAAGGCCUCUCAGCCCAGCUCUUAUACGACUGGGCUGCCCUUAAUAUUGGCUCUACCAUCAAGUUGGCUCUACUUUGUCCCACUGCGAUACCAUUGGCCCAGCACCAAGCUCUUCUUGCCACGCGUCCGAUUGCAGAUCUGAACACAAAGUUGUCCACAUUCAUCGAGGCGUGGACUGCGGAGCAUGCGGGCCAACACAUGACCGUGGCGGUCGUGGGAGCUGGCGCAGCUGGCCUGGAGCUAGCCUUUUGCAUUGAACAUCGUCUUCAGCAUGGCCUCGGCGUCAACUGUUCUACCUCUCUCAUCUCGGCUGCACCCACAGCCCUUGGCCUGGCGGCUGGUAGUAUGUUGGUGUGCAAUGCUCGGGUGCGGGCCAUCCAGGAGCACGGGGCGCAACUAGAGCUUGCCUUCAUGGACGAACAGCUACCGGCCCGACGGGCCGAUCUGGUCAUCCUAGCCACAGGAGCUGAUGCCCAUGAAUGGCCUGCCAGCAGCAGCUUGACCUGCGACUCACGUGGCUUCAUUCGCGUGAAGGAUACACUACAGGCCCUGCGAGUGAAGACCGUCUGCAGCGAUCGCGUCUUUGCCUCGGGCGACUGUGCCUCGAUGGAUAGUUACGCGGGUCAAAAGCCGCCAAAGGCAGGGGUGUAUGCUGUGCGGGCGGCUCCGGUCGUGAUUCACAACCUCAAGACUCUAAUCGACGAGGAGCUGCACGGCACAUCUGCACACGCACGGCUGGAGACGUUUGUACCCCAAUCGGCAUUUUUGUCCCUUCUGACGCUUGGCGAUGGUACUGCCCUGGGGACCAAGUGGGGCCUCGCUUUCGUGGGGCGUUGGGUAUGGCAUUUGAAGGAUCAUAUUGACAUGACUUGGAUGCGUUCCUUUGGUGACGCCGGGUCGGGCCUGGCUCCCAUGGUCGUUGCUCCACCUGAUGCACCCGCCAUGGCUGCCCAAGCUCUGGUAGCAACUGAUGCGGAUUUUAGCAUCCAGCAUGCCAUAUUGCAGCGCAUGGCCGUCGAUGAAGCCUACCGUCAUGCUGUUCUGCACGCACACGACCAAGUCACCAUGGUCUGA